Tilletiaria anomala UBC 951 is the source of this 1665-nucleotide messenger RNA. RefSeq names its product putative stearoyl-CoA desaturase. Gene Ontology annotation, molecular function: iron ion binding; stearoyl-CoA 9-desaturase activity; heme binding. The record is from RefSeq and is a predicted model, not a curated record. Gene Ontology annotation, cellular component: endoplasmic reticulum membrane. The transcript is spliced from 2 exons. NCBI's taxonomy places the organism in Eukaryota, Fungi, Basidiomycota, Exobasidiomycetes, Georgefischeriales, Tilletiariaceae. Gene Ontology annotation, biological process: unsaturated fatty acid biosynthetic process. The coding region runs from base 1 to 1665 and encodes 554 amino acids.
AUGUCAGCAAUUACCGGCGAUGAACUCAGGCAACGCUAUGCCGCUCAGCCGGCAGGCUUGAAGACGCCACCGUUGUACCUCCAGACACCACCGACGUCGGAUGACGAGUCGCACGCACAGUUCAAGGACCGCACGGCCGGCAAGGGUGUCAGCAAGAAUCGCAGCGAUGUGUCUGCCAUUCCUGGUUCGGACGUCGAGCUGCCGGAUGACUAUGUCGUGCGCACGCUUGCUCGCGAGCCGGCGCUGCCGCCGAUUCAGCUCGAGAAUAUCCUGAACGAGAUCCAAUGGGUCUCCUUCAUCGUUCUCACCACCACCCCGAUCCUCGCUGCUUACGGAAUGCUCACCACGCAGUUGCAGCUCAAGACCUUCAUCUGGUCUGUCAUCUACUACUUCUUCUCCGGUCUUGGCAUCACCGCUGGCUACCACCGGCUCUGGGCGCACCGUGCCUACACGGCAUCCAAACCGCUCCAGUACAUCCUUGCCUUCAUGGGCACCUCGGCCGUCCAGGGCUCCAUCCACUGGUGGGCACGCGGUCACCGUGCACACCACAGGUACACCGACACCGAUCUCGAUCCGUACGGCGCGCACAAUGGCCUACUCUGGAGCCAUAUAGGCUGGAUGAUUCUCAAGCCCCGCCGUAAGCCUGGUGUUGCGGACAUCUCUGACCUGCGUCGCAACCCUGUCAUCAAGUUCCAGCACAAAUUCUACCUGCCCCUCAUCCUCCUUGGCGGCCUCAUCGUUCCGACGCUUGUCGCUGGCAUUGGGUGGAACGACUGGCGCGGUGGCUUCUUCUACGCCGCCGUCUGCCGCCUGGUCUUUGUCCACCAUUCCACCUUCUGCGUCAACUCGCUCGCGCACUGGCUCGGUGAUGCUACUUUUGACAACAAGCACACGCCCCGUGAUCACGUCGUCACUGCUCUGGUCACCGUCGGUGAGGGCUACCACAACUUCCACCACCAGUUCCCGAUGGACUACCGCAACGCCACCAAGUGGUACCAGUACGACCCGACCAAGUGGUUCAUCGUGACCAUGAAGUACCUCGGCCUUGCCUCGGACCUUAAGCAGUUCCCGGACAACGAGGUGCAGAAAGGUAUCUACACCAUGAAGCUGCAGCGCCUGCACGAGGAGUCGCAGGAGCUAAAGUGGCCCAAGAAAGUGCAAGAGCUUCCGGUCAUCAGCUGGGACGCGUUUGUCGAAGAGAGCAAGACGCGCGAUCUAGUCGUUGUCCAGGGCAUCGUGCACGACGUCUCGUCUUUCGUUUCGGAGCACCCGGGCGGCAUUGCACUCGUCAAGUCCAAAGUCGGCAAGGACGCGACCACCGCAUUCUUCGGCGGCGUAUAUGACCACAGCCGUGCGGCGCAGAACCUACUCGCGACCAUGCGCGUAGGCGUCAUCGACGGCGGUUACAACGUGCUCGCGGAGAGCAAGGCAUACAAGCGUUACCAGGCAGAGCAGGCGGCCGUCGAGGUGGAGGAGAAGGCGGAAGCAGCGGUCGAAGCGGUACCAGCAGUAUCGGCUGAGAAGGAGGCAGCAGCACGACAACCCAAUGAGCGCGCCAAGGCGUACAAGACGCCCGGCGAGGCGUACGAAGUCACCAAGCACAUCGAACUCGGCGUCAAUGAGACCGCCAAGAGGUACGGUGGCAAGGUUGGAAAGAUCCUCUAA